Molecule: messenger RNA, 4113 nt
Organism: Trichogramma pretiosum
Lineage: Eukaryota; Metazoa; Arthropoda; Insecta; Hymenoptera; Trichogrammatidae
Gene: dysc
Product: whirlin
Exons: 16
Coding region: 1066-3966 (966 amino acids)
Cellular component (GO): cilium; stereocilia ankle link complex; stereocilium tip
Molecular function (GO): protein binding
Source: RefSeq, a predicted model, not a curated record
GUCGUGUGUGUUUUUCCGCUUAUACGGUAUAAAAAAUAUAAUCGAGAGUGCGUGCGCUGUGGUGCUGUGCACGGAUCGUCGGCGCGAAGCGAACGACCCAACGACUUUUUCGAUUCGAACGUCGGUGGUCGUUUUACGUGUGUUUGCAGGCCAAUAUAUAGUCGUUGCUAAAAGUGCAGUAUAACAGCCGAAACCCGAGAAAGCCUGCUGCAUGUCCGCGUCGAGCAGCUUCAUCCGCUGCUCCGUAUAACCUCCAAUGGGAUCGAGAAAAUCUCGAAAGCAGCACCAGCACCAGCACCAGCCCCACGAUCAACACGAGUCGAAGCUGCUGGAUGAUGAAAAUCGCGCGAGGGUAAGCACCGGCUGAGUCAUGUCGGAGCCGUCCGCGAGCAUCGUCCAGCACAUCGUCAACGUUGUUGUUGCCUGCAGCAGUGUCAGUAGUAUAAGCAGCAGCAGUAGCAGCAGCAGAAGAAAAAGAAGUGGCAGCAGCGGUAUAACUCGUUCGAUCCGCGUCGUCAGUAGUAGUGGUCGUCGUGCGACGAGGCGCCGUCGUUGCCGCCGCCCGGGCGCUGCUGCUCAUCCUCCUCCUCCUCCAGUGGCCUCGAGCAGUACGAGCUCCAGGAAAGCCACGGACUGUUGUCUAGCGAUCGUCGUCGGGCCCUGCACGUCGAGAUCGACGACCAGUCGGCGGGCCCGCUGAGACGGCCGCGCGCGCUCUGCUGGCGUCGUCGUGCUGACACAUCCGCGCACGAGAGCUCGCAGACUGCAGAGCGAGGCCAUGCGGCGGGCCCCCCCACCCACGACCCCACGAACACGAGCACGAGCAUCGUCGUCGUCGUCGUCGUCGGCAAGCAGAAGCAAUUUAUACAGCAGCAGCUGCAGCAGUGUGUGUGUGUCGUGAGUGUGUGUUGCGUGCUGUGUGCUGUGUUGAUCGGAGUGUAGUUCGUGCCCCCCGUGUGUGUUGUUGUGCAUUUAUAAAGAAUCGCGCGAGUGAGCCUCUCUGGCAUGAGCAAGGCCGCUGCCGCCACUGCCAUCUCCAGCACGGUACCAUCGGGGAGGUGAACGAUGGCCAGUAGCACGGAGGAUUACGGCUCGGAACUGCAGGAGCUGCAAUGGGGUCUGCGCGACGCCGGGGGCGGCUCGUCGCACUAUCUGCGCUCGGGUGUCGGCGGUGGCUCGUCGCAUUACCUGCGCUCGGGUGGCGGGGGCGGCGGGCCCGGGGGCAGCUUCGAGGCCGAGGACCUCGAGAUGAGCUCGUCGUCGUCGCGGCUGCAUCAUCAGCAGCAGCAGCAGCAGCAUCAUCUGCAGGGCGUCGGCGGUCGCGAUCGGGGCUACUACAGUCCGCCCGGCACGAGCUACACCAUCGUCGAGCGGCCGCCGAGCGCCCCGGCCCAUCACUCGAGCUCGCAGCAGCAGCAGCACCAUCACCAGCAGCAACAGCACCACUCGAGCAGCCACGCCACCCCGUACAGGCAUCGAGGUCACGGGGCCACUUCCGCUGCCGGCGCUUUGGGUGGAGCCAGCGGGCCCAUAUCGCCCGAGCAGGUCAUCAGCUUGUUCGGCAAUGGCCUUCAGCGUCGAGGUGGCAACGAGCGAAGAACACCGGCCUCGAGUCCGGCCUCGGUGGCCGCGAUGCGCGGCGGCGGCGGCGGCAUGGGCUCGUCGUCGGCUCAGGCGACGUCGUCGUCGACGAGUAAUCUUCAAACGUCGCCGCAGUCACUGAGCCUGCAGGAGUUGACGGUGAGGACGAUCACGAUGACGCGCGACCCGCCCGACUCUCAUCACGGCUUCGGUAUUUGCGUUAAGGGUGGAAAGGAUGCCGAUGCGCAGUCAGGGGUGGGAGUCUACAUUUCGAGGGUCGAGGAGGGCUCCGUCGCCGAGCGAGCUGGACUCCGGCCAGGCGACACCAUCUUGGAAGUCAACGGUACGCCGUUUCGGGCAGUGACCCACGAGGAAGCUCUCAAAAUGCUGAAGUCAUGCCGGACGCUGAGCAUGACGGUGCGCGGCCCGGCCAUCGAUCCGCGCUGCCGCGGCGGCCAUCCGGUCUGGCCGCAGAAUCGCCAGCAGACCUGCAGCUGGAUGGACAGGCAGGGCAGGCCGGCCUCGCCGCCGCCCGUGAAUCUGCACGAGGCGCGCUACCGGCAUCGGCAGCGCAAGCUCGACCUCGUCAUCGAGCCCGGCCAGUCGCUGGGCCUGAUGAUACGCGGCGGCCUCGAGUACGGCCUCGGCAUCUACGUGACGGGCGUCGACAAGGACAGCGUGGCCGACCGAGCUGGACUCUUGGUGGGCGACCAAAUUUUGGAAGUGAACGGCCAGAGCUUCGAGGAAGCCACGCACGACGAAGCCGUGCAAAUUCUGAAGACCAACAAGCGCAUGAGCCUGAUCAUACGCGACGUUGGCAAAGUGCCUCACUCGUGUACAACGAGCCAACCGAUGGUCGUGCCCAUGUCGAGGUAUCAGGAUCACGACACUUCGAUACUCGAGAGUCCGGGCAAUCGUCGAUCGCCUAGUCCAUCUAAUAGCUUGAGCGAUUGGAGGCACCGAGGCGUACAACCGAUCUCGGCUGCGACGGCCGCUAUGGUCGAGGAGAAGGCGCGCAUCGUGCUGGCGCGUAGCGAGAGGGCCGCACUCUCGCAGCUUCUCGCCGACUACAGGUCCCGCCGACUGAACGUCGAGGAUCUCGUGGUGAGCCUCGGCGACCUCCUCAACACGCACGAGAAGCUCACGCUGCUCACGGAGCUGCGCGAGCUCGUCGACUUGAAGGACAGGCCGAUCUUCGACGAUCUCGUCUACAGGCCCAGGCUCUCGAGGAGAAAAGGUGACAGAGUACAUAACUCAGACUUGAUAGUGGCGCCGUCGAUGCACGAGCUUCCGAGAGUCGUGACUGGUUCUUGUUACCGACCAGGCCGAGGAUCGGACGUCGAAGGAGAUCCUUUUGCCGUGACGGGACCACUUCUGCUCCGAGAAAACCAGGAAUAUCGCUCACCAAGCGAGGACAGCGGCCUUGGACCCGAAAUGACCAGGACCAGAGGGUCUUACAGACGAGCUCAUCACUAUCAGGUAGUCGCAUCCGACUUCGCACUCUCCAACGACGACGAAUUCGAUAGUCAGGAUUACGUGGACGAGGACUUGGACUGUGAUAGAGGUGGCCGACGGCACAGCUCGCCAGGUGGACGCAGAAACUAUCAACAUCAUCAUUUACUGGCCGACAAUUUGGGCGAGAUCGACGGCAUUUGCGAGCUUAGCGAGACCGACCUGAUGCUCGGUAACGGGGUGAUGCUCCGCGAACGCGAUAUCGAGGACGUCCUGGACGAAGAACGUGACGAGAGGAGCUCCGAGAGUGGUGGAGGUUUUGGUGGUUGGAAGAAUCACUUGCUAGGUGGUAUAACGCAACGCGUCAAGUCCUGGUACUGGGGCAGACCCCUCGAGAUCGGCCACAAGCUGUCGCGCAGCUACGACAUGCAGGAGGCCCAGCUGUUGGACGAGUCGGGCAACCGGAUCAUGGACGGCCACGGGGCCCACGGCUCGAUGCAGCGCCGCCACCACAGCGCCCAGAGAUUGCGCGGCGACGGCGAGCUCGGCGGUGGGCCGCCUCUGAGACGCGAGGAGGACGCGGCCGUCGUGCUGCCCGACCAUCAGGGCAAUCUGCGGAUAAUCGUGCGCAAGAGCAAGCCGACCCUCGGCAUCGCCAUCGAGGGCGGCGCCAACACCAAGCACCCGCUCCCGAGGAUCAUCAACAUUCACGAUAACGGAGCGGCUUACGACGCCGGCGGUCUGGAGGUUGGCCAACUCAUUCUGGAGGUCGACGGUCACAAGGUCGAAGGUCUGCAUCAUCAGGAGGUGGCCCGGCUGAUAGCCGAGUCGUUCGCGCGUCGCGACCGCGGCGAGAUCGAGUUCCUAGUCGUCGAGGCGAAGAAGAGCAACCUCGAGCCCAAGCCGACGGCCCUGAUAUUUCUGGAGGCGUAGCAGGAAUCCCCCACCGCCGAGGCGGAGCCGCCGUAGCGGCGGGUAGGGUCGUCCUCGUCGUCACCGGCGCGCACGACCCGGUAGUAACUACACGAUGGACGAGCGACCCGAGCAAAUGCUGUACACACGACCAAGAGAGCCCGAGAG